CCCUAAACAAAACCAAAACUUUUACUUCUUUUGGUACUUGAGCAAAAUCCUUUGAUGCAUUUUGUCGAUAAGAAGACAAAAGAGCGGAGACUUUCUCUAUUUUGUUUCCAGGGCCAAUUUGUUACUGUUCCUGCCGUGCGGUGACAUAAAUAAUAAAAGCCUAAAAACAUUGCCACUGUUUCAUAAAUCUGUGGCUUAUUCAGGCAUUUUGGACAUUUUAAACAAUAAUAGGAACAAUUCCUGGAGGGACUUGUGCUUCAUGAGGCAUUAAAUGGAAACGACAAAACAUUUUAAGGCAGGAAAUACUUUUUAUGAACCAGUUCUACAGGCUAAGCUUUGUUACUUCUAUUCAGCUUUUGCGGUUUGACUCCUCCUAAACCGUGUAAACAUCAGGCAACAGAUAUCUGAGAAGGGACGGGUUCUGCAGCUGUAAUUUCAGCACCAGAGGUUGUACUACGGCUCUCUGCUUGUUUGCUAAAUACGCAGUCGCUCGGGUCUGCAGGCUCUUGUGCUGGCUUCGUUUCAGAUAACAAAAAGAGGAUAACAACCUCUGACAAUGACAGUUCGAGGCUGAGCUGUUGUUGUCCGACCACCGCUUGAGGUUUCAUGGCGAUGCACCACCCACCGCAGUCCCGCGCAAAUGUUUCGGUAACAUUUCAGCAAAGAUUUUUCCCGUUCCGUUUUCGCAUCUGACCAGCUGAUGUCUAAGAGGUCAUUAGGAAUCCUUAAAUCCAUAAAGGGACAUCCCGUCUGGUUCCCCUGAUGCCAGGAAAGCUCGUUCUCUGAGCUUACCGACACGUUUUGGUGGACGAACAGAGAAAGCCAAGAACUUGGAGACAAAAAACAGAAGAUUUUAGGAGUCCUCCCAGGCAGAAGGGGGCGCCAGCAGGCAUGCAGGACUCAGCCUCUGACAACAAAAUGGCCAAACAGGAGCAGAACUACAAAUAUCAGGAUGAGCACAAAGAAAACGAUGACACGUCUGAGAAAACCUCCCCGAACAAGAAUCUCAAAUCCCCUCAGAAAGGAUCCAAACGGCUGAAAACUGUUCCUUUCAAAGUGACUCUGCUGGAUUCCUCCGACUUCGAGAGUGAAAUUGAGAAACACUCCAAAGGACAGACCCUGGUGGACAUGGUCUGCGAGCACCUCAACUUGCUGGAGAAGGACUACUACGGCUUGACCUUUGCAGACUCAGACACUCAGAAGAACUGGUUGGACCCCUCCAAAGAGAUCAAGAAGCAGAUGCGCCACUCACUGUGGCAUUUCGCUUUUGCCGUCAAGUUCUACCCUCCAGACCCGUCCCAGCUCACAGAGGACAUCACCAGAUACUACCUGUGUCUGCAGCUGAGAGAUGACAUCCUGUCAGGCCGGCUGCCUUGCUCAUUCGUCACUCACGCCCUCCUGGGCUCGUACACCGUCCAAGCCGAGCUGGGAGACUACGAUCAGGAGGAUCACGGCUCAGACUACGUCAGCGAUUUCCGCCUGGCUCCUAAUCAGACGCGGGAGCUGGAGGAGAGGGUGAUGGAGCUCCACCGCAACUACAGGGGGAUGACUCCUGCUGAGGCAGAACUGAACUUCCUGGAAAAUGCAAAGAAACUGUCCAUGUAUGGGGUGGACCUCCAUCAUGCUAAGGACUCUGAGGGGAUUGAAAUAAUGCUGGGCGUCUGCGCAAACGGCCUGCUGAUUUACCGGGACAGGCUGAGGAUCAACCGCUUCGCCUGGCCGAAGAUCCUGAAGAUUUCAUAUAAGAGGAGCAACUUUUACAUCAAGAUAAGACCUGGGGAGGUGCGCACUGAUGUGGGAGAUUAUCACCACCAAUUUGCUUCUUUUUUCCCUCAGCAUUUCCAUCAAAUUACAAUAGUUUGGCAUCUUUUUUUUUACCCCUCUGGAGACGAGCAGGAGACAGAGCUGGAGCCCAGUUUGGAGCAGGACGAAGACGACAGGGACCAAGAUCAAAGCCAGGAGGAGCAAGAGAAGGAUCUCGAUGGCGACAUUUCUCCUAGCAGAAAGAAAGAGUUCAAGGAGGAGGCCGCCUCGCCGGCUGACAGUAAACCAGAGUUGGACCAGGAGACCACUCCUCGACACAACCAGGAGUUUUUGGACAAGUCUCAGGAUGUCCUGCUGAAGCACCAGGCCAGCAUCAACGAGCUAAAGCGAGCCCUGAGGGAGCCCAACAGCAAACUGAUAAACCGAGAGAAGCGACUGUCGGGAACCACACCGACUGGAACGCCGGAGAAGAAGGCUCUGGGGGGCCGAGUCAUUGGAAAGGAACCUGUAAACAGCUUGUCUGUUGAGGGUUUCAUCCAGAAGACUUACCUUUCUUCACCUGAGGGUUCCGAGGAGUGGGUAUUGAUUGAAAAACAACAUCCGUAUCAAGACCACGACUGGAAGGCAGAAGAGGAGAACAAGCUUUGCACUUCUGAGAAAAAGGAGCUGAGGAAAGAGAUCGACUUCACUAAAAUGAUGCAUGCUGAAGGAACAGGAUACCACGAGGAGGAGACGAAAAGCCAUACCGAUGAAUUUCCUUCAACUCCUGAGGCAGGCUCGGAGACUUUGCCCUCUGGGACUCUGUCUUCCGAUAACGCAGACUUUUUACAAGACAGGCCUCCAAGUAAACUUUCUCACGCCUCAGACCAGGAGGUGAGCAGUGACGUGGCCCCAGGCGCUGAACAGAUGAAGGAACGGACGGCCUCUAAAACAAGGAAAAAGAGGAGACCCCAGAGCUUUAACCUGGCAAUGCCUACGGAAUCUGGCAACAGAAAAACGGAGAGUGAUUCCUCUGUAGAGGAGAACGAAGGCUCGGACUCGGACAACAGCUCUGAAAGACCAUGUAAAGGAGGAACUUGUUCAUCUCCAAAGAUGUUUGAUGAUCAGGGAUCAGGACAGGAUCCGUCUGUGAGGGUCUGUAAAGACUACAAACCAGAGGAUUUACCUGCUGGGGACAAAAAAGUGUCUAAUCAAGCUGUGGAGCAAGUGAAGAGAAAGGUGCACCAUGCAGGGACAAUAGACUUGGGCUUCUUGAACGGACCUGUGAAGAUGGAACCCGACAGUUCUCUAUCGGCCAGUAAAGGAGAGAGUGCAGCGAAGGUGCGAGGGAAGGGGCUCAUUGACAACAAGGAACUGGCGGAGGUCAAACUUCGACAAGUCAGGACCCACGAGAGAAAGAUCAGUAGUUCCUGUGGUGAAGACGUGGAGGGUGUGAUGGGGGAGAGAAACCAAAGGACAUCUCUACACCGGCUGUCGGGUAGUAGCUACCAGUCAGAAAUCACCAGGAUUGUUCCUCUCAAACCAGAGAGGUCAAAGAGCGUAGCCUGCAGGGAUGAAAGAGAGUACCAGACGGCGAAGGAGGAGCCCGCUCCACCAAACAGAAGAGAAUACCGCUGGUCCCUUGGCUCCCCGGAGGCAUCGUCAGACCUCAACUGGACCGACGUCCCUACUUUCCCCCCGGCGGAUCCCGAGGGCCUUCCGAAAGCAGAUCAGCCGUGCGACAGUUUUCAGUCUGCUCGAGGGUCGAAUCUAAAAAUGGCUCCCCCUGCUCCGCCAGUCAAAACAAAGAAGGCCAGGGAAUCUGGAUUGAUACUGCGGAACAGCCGAAACGCCAGCAGGGAGCCGAGCCUGGAAUCAGCCAAGAAGAGACUCUCGGAGCCCGUCUCCACUCACGCAAUAUACGAAGAACCGCUCGCUGACUUCAAGAAGGAGCCUGGGGAGAGGAGGCCCCACACCGUCGCUGCCUCAGAGGAGGAGCAGGAGUGCGACACCGUGGCCUCCAUGAGAGAGAGCCAGCUGGGCAUCGAGCGCAAAUGCUCCAGCAUGACGGUCAGCUCCACCUCCAGCCUGGAGGCCGAGGUGGACUUCACGGUCAUCACUGACUCCUCGGCGGAGCCGGGGGAGAGGGAGCGGCAGCCGGAGGUGGGGAGAGAGGACUUCGAGGAGACCUCCAGGUUCUACUCGGCCCGCCUGAUGGGCUUCAGAGACAAGUCUCCCAUGGAGGAGAAGCUUCCAGAGGAGGGACCGCUCCCGGAGAUAGACGGAGGUUUUGAUCCUUCGUCGUUCUCUUCAUCCCCGCUGGAUUCCCGGCAGGACAAGCCUCCUGUGGCAAAGAAGGACUCCAACGCCGUGAGCGCGGCCCACAAGAUACGGAGAUCCGACUCCAGGACAGAGACGCACACGAACGGAUCCGAAGUUCAUCCCGCCAGCAUCGAUGUUUCACCGCAGAACUGUGGAGUCAUGAGCCCACCAGUGGCUCCAGCUGCCCUUAAGGAAAACGGCUCCCCUGUAAAAGCCGGCACUCAGGAGAGAGAGUCCGUCGUGUCCCCACUGACCAUCACGGCGGAGGCCGUCACUUCAGCAACCACAACACAAGUCACCAAGACGGUGAAAGGAGGCUACUCGGAGACCAGGAUUGAGAAAAGGAUCAUAAUCACAGGGGACGAUGACGUGGACCAGCAUCAGGCGCUCGCCAUGGCGAUCCAAGAGGCCAAGCAGCAGCAUCCGGACAUGCUGGUGACAAAAGCCGUGGUUAUCAGGGAAACGGAGUCUCCCACUGAGGACUUCCAGCAGAAAGCAGAGUCCUGAUCGCGCACGGCGUCCUCUGGAAGUAUGGGGGGGGGGAUCCUCCAGCUGCACGUUUCCUUUAAGAGGACUUCGUCCCGUCGCCGUGACGGUCCAGAACAGAACCGACACCAGAACAGACUGCGCUCUGAGGAGCAGAAAGAAAAAGAAAAAAAAAACCUUUAGAACCCACCCAGCGGGUUCCCGCCCUCCGUGGAAGCAGGACGGCGCCCUCUGCUGGAGGAUCUGACCUGCUCCGGGAGUCAUCUCCGCUCAUCACUUUAAUCAACUGCUGUCUUCUUAGCUUUUUACCUUUUUAUCAAUAGAAAAUCUAAUUUAUGUUGAGUGUUUGUCUGUUUAUUAAAUAUGUACAAAUAUCAAAGGAUUAUAAACUGCAUGACUCGAUAGCAGAGUGAAUGAAAAACACACAUAUAGAAAUAUAUAUAUAUUUAUCACUCAGACACGCCGCUUUUCAGAGCACAGAAGAGCUCUGUGAGGAAGAACUGGUUUAAAACACAGAUUGACGGUGAUGAACUGAAGCAGACGUCCUCAUCCUCUUCUUCAUCUUCAUCUUCCAGAUUUGUUUUUGGGAGAAAAUUCUCCUGGAAACUGGUCCCACGCUUGGGCACAGUUACAGAUUUUUUUAAAGUUAUUAUUAUUAUUAAUGAUGUCAUGUCUACUGAGAUUCCUAAAUGUGUCAGGAUGUUGUUUUAAUUUAAUGCUACUGAUGGUAUUUUUGUGCUUUCUGGGUCCAGUUUUCCCAAAAGUCUGUCUGUUUCUCCAAAGUUCAUAGGCCAGAAAUUUUCCUGCAUCAACAAAGGUUGGAUUAUUAUUUUUUGUUUUGGAUGAAAGGAUCGUUAUACUCACCUUGGGAGGGAUGGGGGUUCAAAAGGUUGAUGAUCCAAGUGGACAGGAUUGUUGUUCAUGAAUCCUUUAGAGGAUUUGGGUCCUCCUGUGCAGUCAGACAGGAGUGUUUGGAGACUCGUUGAACUGUGACGUCCGUACAGAUGCUGCAGGUUUUUGGAUGGUCGUAGAGAAGUGCGGCCGCAGGCUGCGUUCAAGAAUGCGCUAAAUGUGUCACUAGCCCAAACUCAGCAGCAGAAUUGAACCAUUUGGGGCUAAAUACACACUGGACAUAUGAUACAUGUUCAAGAACCCACGUUUGGCCUACGAUUUUCACACUGGACGAGUAGAAUUAGACCUGUUUUUCUGUCCAAUGAAUUAAAGUCCAAAAUGUUUGUUUUGCCAGAAAACGGCCACGGUUGCGUCCAAAUUCCCUCACCACUCCCCGGUUUCCAGAGCUCUGGAAAUUCCCCACAAGUCAGUGUCCAUCAAUGAGCAAUAGAUAUAGACCACAACGUUUGAAUGAUUUUUCAUUUGAAAGGAGUGAUUUUUUUAUAAAUUGUUUAAUUUUUCAGCAUCAGAUCCCUGUGAAUUCAUCGUCUUCAUAUUUGUUUGGUUUUUUACUUUGGUAAAUCCGUCACGUGUAAAAAACAAAAAAGUGAAGGUGUCUGAGUCACAUUCCAGUCUGGGGGUUAGCGAGGGAAUUUGGACGUAGCUGAAGUUUCAUAUCUGCAGUUUGAGUGUAUUUAUUCUACUUGAAGGUCCCAGCAGGAACUCUUCUCCUUUGUUUUUUGCAUCAACUCAUUGAGUUUGUCCUGAACGGCGUUCUGGUCCUGAACGGCCCCCGUCUCCUCCGGUACUAUGCAUCCACUCUGGAUUUAGGAGGAUCCCUAUAACAGAAAUAAAUAUCUGAUGGAGAUUUGCAAUAACAAGGACUCUGCUCUCCUGUGGGGAGAACACUGGUUUGUUCUGAAGCACAACAUGGAGUUGUGGAGCAAAGUCUUUUUGGAAACCGUCGUCCUGCUGUUGACGCGUCUGUAGAAACACAAAACACGGAUCGGAUUUUUAACAUUUUCCUUUUCGGUCACUGGAGAAACUUUUGGCUGAAGGUGAUUCAACAAGGAGGAGCUGUGCUGACGGGCCCCAACCAUAGAUGUUCAUUUUCUGCACCGCGGCCCUCAAAGCGCUCUGAUGUAAAGCCCCCCUCCCCCUCCCAUGCUUGGUUUGUGUGUGCUGUACAUGCAUUGUGUCCAAAUGGAAAACAUAGACUCAAACUGUGUCUUUGCUUCUGCUGUAAACGGGAACUCAAAAUAAAACUGAACACAUUUGUCCUCA
Molecule: messenger RNA, 6726 nt
Organism: Oryzias latipes (Japanese medaka)
Lineage: Eukaryota; Metazoa; Chordata; Actinopteri; Beloniformes; Adrianichthyidae
Biological process (GO): actomyosin structure organization; cortical actin cytoskeleton organization
Cellular component (GO): cytoskeleton; plasma membrane
Molecular function (GO): actin binding; structural molecule activity
Source: RefSeq, a predicted model, not a curated record